GGGAGUUGCGACUAGACAAGUUCUUCUCGCACGUCGCCAAGCUUGUCUUUCGGUGACGGUGUAUAGACAAAGCAUCUAUUGGGAGGGUGUCUUAAGAGAAGUAUACACUUGCCAGCGAUGAGCGGCACCACUUCGCACGCGGGCUUCUCACAUCCCGAUCGCGCUAUAGAGGGCUCUCAUAUCACCCGACCCACUGGCUUUGUCAGCUCAUCCAACGACGAGACAGACCACGUGCACGACUCGGCGUCGAAUGGCUCGUCGCUCGAUGAGCUCACUGGCGACGUCGUCAGCGAUCCUUCGGGCUUGGACGCCGAACAAUCUCGACAGCCUCUACCACGCGAAAGUGGCCGCAGUCCCACAACAGACGCGACAGCAGACAUUUCAGGAGGACAUGCUACGCGGCCACACCUUGAUGCGGACGAAGCAGACUCUUCAUUCGCAGUGCCUCUCGUCACACCAUUCGCCAAGCACCUCGGUCGCAAUCGGGCUUGCGCUGCGUGUCGCGAGCGCAAGCUUAAGUGCGAUGGUGUCCGACCGAUAUGUGGCCAAUGUGGCCGGGCCUGGGCCGCUCGGCGAAAGUCAAUGCUGGCCAAAGGUCAUUCUGAGAACGACAUCGACGCCAUGGAGACGCCCUGCAGCUACAUAGCGGUCGAGCCGCGCAAAGGAAACAAGAAGUCUACCGUAUCAGGGUCACCCAGCAACCAGAACAACAAGUCAAAUGCUCGCAAAAGACAUGCCACCGAUUCCGGCACUCUGGGAGGGAACGGUAGCCCAUCACUGAGCGAGGAGAAUCGCAAGCUCUCGCGCGAGGUCGCGGAGCUUAGAGCUCUCUUGCAGGCUCAGAGAGUGCAAAGCACUAGCUCGGCCGACGAACUUUCGAUUGCAGAGAUACUUGCUAACACGAUGCGAGGAGGCGAGAGUAGCUACCAAACUAUGCCGUCCGGACUCUCUGGCAGGCCGACCAAUCAUCGCCCGUCUGCCGAUCCUCUGGCAGACCAAGGGCAGAAUAAUAGCAGUGCGCAGCUCAUGCUGGAUCCAAGUAUGGACUUCGGCAACUUGCCCGGGGAUCAGGAUGGACUCCGACAUAUUGCUGUUUCCGACAUCAGCAGCCCUUCUGGGAACAGUACGUAUUCCCAUCCGUUGCAGAGGAGUGACAUGUUGGGCCCAUUGCUCCUCGAUUCGGCUGGCGGCGGACAAACCGGGGCGAGUGGUGGUCAAGGACAUGGGCACACCGCAAUACGCGGUACCGCAGUCGAGGCUUUCUCAAUCGCCGGGUUCCCUCCGUCAGCACAAGGAGUAGGCUCGAGCACUGGAUCGUCUGGCAUACAGCAAGAUCCUGACCCUAUGCUUGAGCUGGUCUUCUCAGGAUGGCCGACAGACUUCCCUCCCCCACAGACCGUAGACUUGCUCGUCAACAUCUUCUUUGAGAAUUUCCCAUUCCUGCACAUAUUCCAUCCCGGACGCUUCCUCAAUGCCUUGAUGCUCGGGCCUCAUUCUCCACGCUACCCACAUCCCUCAGCUUUGCAUGCCAUGUUUGCUCUGUCGUACACCCUGCGGCCCGACCUUGAUCCGGUUGCGCAGUCUCGGCAAGCCAAUGCGCAGCCGCUCGCCGGCUCACAUGGCGCGCAGAAGAGCAUCUAUGAUAUUCACCGAUCCAGGGGGGGCAGCGCGGAUUACCACACAGCACGCUGCCAGCAUCACAUAUUCCAUGGCACUUUCCACGGCGGCAAUCUCUACGACAUUGCACGGGCAGCUUGUCUACUAUGCAAUAAGAAGUACGCCUGCGGUGAUCUGCUUGAAGCUUGGAUGCACGCAGGCCACAGCACUCGCUUGAUGGUCGCCCUCAAUAUCAAUCGAGAGCGCAGCAGAAGCACCCCAUCACUAGGUCAGCCAAUCGAGAUCACAAGAAUGAUCGUCAAUGCCAGUCCGAAAGACUGGGUGGAAGAAGAGGAACGUCGUCGAGCUAUGUUCUCUGUUUUGGCAACAGAUCGAAGCGCUGCAGCAACCACACUGUGGGCUAGCAGCUUGGCCGAAGCGGACGUCGACUGCGAUCUGCCCGUCCUCCCUCACGACGCCUUUCUGAGUUCGGACAUGACAGGAUACGAUUACAGUCGCCGUCAAAAUUGCCACUCCGACGACUUCCUGACCGGAGGCCAUCACGAUGCCGUUAUCCUGCUGAUCAAAGGCUUUAUGAUGGUUGGAAGAUGUGGUGCCUUGCUCGCUCGCCUUCCCCGCAUCGCGACGGUCGAAGAUCUGCUCACGUCAGAAUUUGACACACUCUCGAACAGCGUUGGUGCUUUCGCGAUGUCUUUCCCGCCCAAUCUGUCUUCAUAUCUCUCCACGAAGCCAGAUGGUCAGCUGGAUCCGGUUUUGAUCACGGCCCAUGCUCUCCCGCAUUGCGCGACACUGUUGUUGCACGACCCCCUGGCUUUGUGCAGAUCGGAAAGCUUCGCCAUGUGCCGCGCUGCUUGCUCGGCAGUCCUCGCCAUCUUGCGUAUGCUUGCUGCUACUAGCACCAAUUUGGCGCUGUUCCCGCCCUUGUUCUCAUUCAUUGUCACGGUCACUGGCAGGAACAUCUUGAGAAGAAUGCAACAUAAUCAAAGAAUUUUUGCGCAAUCAGGCGGUGUUGGCAACAAAGCGCUGAACGGUAGCAAUGCUGGUGAAGUCCGCAGUCCAUCUGAUGGCGAAUCGGACCGACACGGCUUCCCGCCUGACUUGGACGCGAAGCAGGAGAAACAAGUCGCCAAGAGCGAGAUCGACAUGGUGGUGCGCACGCUCUGCAAAUAUGGGCAGACGUGGCCCGUCGGCAUCCGCCAAGCUCAGGCGUUGACCCGCCAGAUGGGCGUACCGCUCGAUAUAGACCAGCUCAUCUACGAACAGGAAGUUCCAAGCAGUCACCAGUCACACUUUCAGCAACCGCCCAACAUGCAUUUGCACCAGCACAGUCACCACUCGCCAGCCGUGACCCAACAGCAACAGUUCAAGGCCCCUGAGUUUGCGCAAAACUCCUUCCUCUCCCAACAUCAGCACGGUUCUCGCAUGCACUAGACAUUCUCAAAUCUGCAUUAAGUCUGUCUCAGAAAAGCCAAAUUAACAGAUGGAUCGCCUUGAGGAUUCUGACUGCCUAGGUGUGUGUAGAUUUCGUUUCGCG
Ceraceosorus guamensis is the source of this 3151-nucleotide messenger RNA. RefSeq lists its product as hypothetical. The record is from RefSeq and is a predicted model, not a curated record. The transcript has 10 exons. Lineage: Eukaryota; Fungi; Basidiomycota; Exobasidiomycetes; Ceraceosorales; Ceraceosoraceae. Gene Ontology annotation, biological process: DNA-templated transcription; regulation of DNA-templated transcription. The coding region runs from base 118 to 3048 and encodes 976 amino acids. Gene Ontology annotation, cellular component: nucleus. Gene Ontology annotation, molecular function: zinc ion binding; DNA-binding transcription factor activity, RNA polymerase II-specific; DNA binding.